AUGUCACUUAACCACUUCCAAGCCCGGCUUCGUCCCCAGGUGCGAGCUCGGGUCAGCGCAGAGCUGGUCCUCACUCAGGAGGAGAUUCAGGUCCUUGCUCUGCCCUAUCUCCUGUUAAAGAACCUGUGGUUCUCUAAGUGCACUUUGCUUGUAGAUGUGAACUCUAUCUGCCUUCCUUCCAUCUCUGUUAUUUCUUAUGACCAAGACCUUCAGUUCCCAUCCACAAAUAGGUCAGGAUGGCUAACUGGUUGGCUUCCCACAUGGUGCCCUACAUCUACAUCACACCUUAAAGAAGCUGAAGAGAAAAUUUUAAAAUGUGUUCCCUGCAUAUACAAAAAAGAACCUGUUUGUAUAUCUAAUGGAAACAAAAUAUGGACACUGAAGUUCUCUUGCAAUAUUCCAAAUAAGACACCACUUGUCCUCCUCCAUGGUUUUGGAGGAGGACUUGGACUCUGGGCACUAAAUUUUGAAGAUCUUUCCACCAAUAGGCCUGUUUAUGCAUUUGACCUAUUGGGCUUUGGACGAAGUAGUAGACCCAGGUUUGACAGUGAUGCAGAAGAAGUGGAGAAUCAAUUUGUAGAUUCCAUUGAAGAGUGGAGAUGUGCCCUUGGAUUGGACAAAGUGAUCUUGCUUGGACACAACUUGGGUGGAUUCUUGGCUGCUGCUUACUCACUAAAGUAUCCAUCAAGGGUUAGCCAUCUCAUUUUAGUGGAGCCUUGGGGUUUUCCUGAGAGACCUGACCUUGCAGAUCAAGACAGACCAAUUCCAGUUUGGAUCCGAGCCUUGGGAGCUGCACUGACUCCUUUCAACCCUUUAGCCGGCCUCAGGAUUGCAGGACCCUUUGGUUUAAGUUUAGUGCAACGUUUAAGACCUGAUUUCAAGCGGAAAUACUCGUCAAUGUUUGAAGAUGAAACUGUAACAGAAUAUAUCUACCAUUGUAAUGUACAGACUCCGAGUGGUGAAACAGCUUUCAAAAAUAUGACUAUUCCUUAUGGAUGGGCAAAAAGGCCAAUGCUCCAGAGAAUUGGUAAAAUGCACGCCGACAUUCCAGUUUCAGUGAUCUUUGGCGCCCGAUCCUGCAUAGAUGGCAAUUCUGGCACCAGCAUCCAGUCAUUACGACCACAUUCAUAUGUGAAGACAAUAGCCAUCCUUGGAGCAGGGCAUUACGUGUAUGCAGACCAACCAGAAGAGUUCAACCUGAAAGUAAAUGAGAUCUGUGACACCGUGGACUGAGCACAUGGAAGCUGUGGUGGGGAAGCUGGUGACUGAUGCAUUUCCUCAGCUACAAUGUGGCACCUCCGAGGGAAGAGUAAGGAAGACAACACAAGAACGAAGACAGUCUUCUGGACUGCCUUAUGCACAUGUUUUCUUUAUGAAGUAUCCUACACAUUUAAACCAGUUAGUGCCUUCUAGAACAUUGGCUUUCCUUUCUCCCAUACAAAAUGGAAAUUUGCUUAAAAUACAUAAAGAAGUCUUGAAAUCUCAAUAGCAUUAAAUAAAAGGUUAUAUGUCCCUCUGA
Molecule: messenger RNA, 1519 nt
Organism: Chrysochloris asiatica (Cape golden mole)
Lineage: Eukaryota; Metazoa; Chordata; Mammalia; Afrosoricida; Chrysochloridae
Gene: ABHD5
Product: abhydrolase domain containing 5
Exons: 8
Coding region: 1-1233 (410 amino acids)
Biological process (GO): negative regulation of triglyceride storage; positive regulation of triglyceride catabolic process
Cellular component (GO): lipid droplet
Source: RefSeq, a predicted model, not a curated record